UUUUUAUUUUAAAAAGGCUUAAAACACCUAAAAUGUUCCCAAAUGGAGAUGACCCUGCUAUAUGAUCAUACCUUAUCAAUUAAAAUAGUGUCAACUAUAUAUGAAAUCGAGGACAGUUCAGUUUCUUUAUUGCAUGUUACCAUUUGAAUAAACACGUUUUAGAUAAUUUCAUUGUGUACAGUUUGUAUAUAAAUGUAUCCUUUGUUACUACCAUUACGAUAUCAUCAAGCUGCUCUGACGACGGUCCUUCUCAAACAAUGGCGACCAUUCCUUCCCACAACCACCUUCUUACCACCAACUCCGGUCACCACCACUCUUCUCCUCCGGUUAACUCCAGCUUCUCAAAAAUCAAUUUUCCCGUCAAACCCCGAGUAACAGCUACGAGAGCUUUGUCCAGAACCGACGAGUCUUCUCUAUCCGCCGUGAUCUCUCGCCUCGAGCGAGAAAGACGCGAACGGCAAGGCUUAACUGACGAAGCGGAGGGACUCGGAGAACGGUGGAUGACGGCGGAAGAUAUUCGCCGGCGAGACAAAACCUCCGAAGAAAAAGGAAAACUAAUCGACACGUGGCGUAAGAUCCAAGGAGAAGACGACUGGGCCGGGUUAAUGGAACCGAUGGAUCCAGUCCUCAGAUCGGAGCUGAUCCGUUACGGCGAAAUGGCUCAAGCCUGCUACGACGCUUUCGAUUUCGACCCGGCUUCUAAAUACUGCGGCAGCUCGAGGUUCUCGCGGCUCGAGUUCUUCGACUCACUCGGGAUGAGCGGUUCGGGUUACGAGGUGGCGCGUUACCUCUACGCGACGUCCAACAUCAACCUCCCCAACUUUUUCUCUAAAUCGCGGUGGUCUAAGGUAUGGAGCAAAAACGCUAACUGGAUGGGAUACGUCGCCGUUUCAGACGACGAAACGUCUCGUAACCGCCUCGGCCGCCGCGAUAUCGCGAUCGCGUGGAGAGGCACAGUCACGAAACUCGAGUGGAUCGCUGAUUUAAAAGACUAUUUAAAACCCGUAUCCGAAAACAAGAUCCGAUGCCCCGACCCGGCCGUUAAAGUCGAAUCCGGGUUCUUAGAUCUCUACACCGACAAAGACACGUCAUGCAAAUUCGCUAAAUUCUCCGCGCGUGAACAGAUCUUAGCCGAGGUGAAACGUUUAGUGGAGACAUACGACGACGAGGACGAAGACUCCGAUCUAAGCAUCACCGUGACGGGACACAGUCUCGGCGGCGCGUUGGCGAUUUUGAGCGCGUACGAUAUAGCGGAGAUGGGAUUGAACCGGAGCAAAAGCGGGAAAGUGAUUCCGGUGACGGUGUUGACGUACGGAGGGCCAAGAGUUGGGAACGUGAGGUUUAAAGAGAGGAUGGAGGAGCUAGGAGUGAAGGUGAUGAGAGUUGUGAACGUGCACGACAUGGUUCCGAAGUCGCCGGGGUUGUUUUUGAACGAGAGUGCGCCGCACGCGUUGAUGAAGAUAGCGGAAGGGUUGCCGUGGUGUUAUUGCCACGUGGGGGAGGAGCUGGCGUUAGAUCAUCAGAACUCGCCGUUUCUUAAACCUUCCGUUGAUCUUUCUAAUGCUCAUAACCUUGAAGCUAUGCUUCAUCUCCUUGACGGUUUCUUUUUAUAUAGAUAUCAUGGGAAAGGGGAGAGAUUUGUGCUGUCGAGUGGGAGAGACCACGCAUUAGUUAACAAAGCGUCGGAUUUUUUGAAAGAGCAUUUACAGAUUCCACCGUUUUGGCGUCAAGACGCGAAUAAAGGAAUGGUUCGGAACAGUGAAGGUCGUUGGAUUCAAGCCGAGCGUCUCCGUUCUGAGGAUCAUCAUUCUCCUGACAUCCAUCACCAUCUCUCUCAGCUUCGUCUUGAUCAUCCUUCUUAAAUCAUACAUACAUAUAUUAGUACUCGUUUUCAUAAUCUGUAAAUUUUUGUGUCCGUCUUUGUCAAUAAAAGAACUUAGAAUCUCACUGCACUCACUUGCAUGCUUUGAUUGAUCAACGUCCCCUAUUUCUUUACCGUUAAUCCAUGCAUUUUUGUUUUACAUUCUAUGUCAUUGUAUGAAUACAUGUGUGUGACCGUGCAUUUGUACACAAACACAAGACGAGUGAUAUGCAUGCAUCUUUCAUCA
Messenger RNA from Camelina sativa (false flax), 2108 nucleotides. RefSeq names its product phospholipase A1-Igamma2, chloroplastic. Gene Ontology annotation, molecular function: glycerophospholipase activity. Gene Ontology annotation, biological process: lipid metabolic process. The record is from RefSeq and is a predicted model, not a curated record. Lineage: Eukaryota; Viridiplantae; Streptophyta; Magnoliopsida; Brassicales; Brassicaceae.